AUGCAUCGUCUUUUUGCUGAGCUGGAGCCAUCUUUAACCGUCACAGAGCAAAACCUGGCAGACCGAGUUCGGUAUAUCUUGCGGUCAAAUAUAUAUGAUGUUGCCGAACUCGAACGGCUACGACGUGAGGCUGUUCCCUCGUCGGAUGAAAAUGUUAUGACUGAGGAUGCGGCGCCACAAAUGGUAGAGCAACCCACAAACGUGGAUGCCGCCGUGAAUACCCCAGUUGUAGUUGAUUCAAACGAUGAUGGAACAGUCGCCUAG
Molecule: messenger RNA, 264 nt
Organism: Parnassius apollo (apollo)
Lineage: Eukaryota; Metazoa; Arthropoda; Insecta; Lepidoptera; Papilionidae
Source: the annotation of a GenBank genome assembly